Molecule: messenger RNA, 4268 nt
Organism: Pan troglodytes (chimpanzee)
Lineage: Eukaryota; Metazoa; Chordata; Mammalia; Primates; Hominidae
Gene: LDAH
Product: lipid droplet associated hydrolase
Exons: 7
Coding region: 191-1090 (299 amino acids)
Biological process (GO): lipid storage
Cellular component (GO): lipid droplet
Molecular function (GO): lipase activity
Source: RefSeq, a predicted model, not a curated record
UAGAGAUGGGGUUUCACGAUGUUGGCCAGGAUGGUCUUGAUCUCCUGACCUUCUGAUCCACCUGCCUCGGCCUCCUAAAGUGCUGGGAUUACAGGUGUGAGCCACCACGCCUGGCGGUCUUUUCCUUUAUGGCUCAUGUUUACUAUUACCUUGUUUAAGAAACCUUUGGCCACCCUAAGCUCAUAAAGAAAUGGACUCAGAACUCAAGGAAGAAAUUCCUGUGCAUGAGGAAUUCAUUUUGUGUGGUGGAGCCGAAACCCAGGUUCUAAAAUGUGGGCCCUGGACAGACCUCUUUCAUGACCAAAGUGUCAAAAGGCCUAAGCUGCUUAUUUUCAUUAUUCCUGGUAACCCAGGUUUUUCUGCCUUUUAUGUGCCAUUUGCAAAGGCUUUAUACUCUUUGACAAACAGACGCUUUCCAGUUUGGACUAUCAGUCAUGCUGGGCAUGCGGUGGCUCCCAAAGACAAGAAGAUUCUUACAACAUCAGAGGAUUCAAACGCUCAAGAAAUUAAGGACAUUUAUGGACUAAAUGGACAAAUAGAGCACAAACUAGCUUUCCUGAGAACUCAUGUGCCAAAGGACAUGAAACUUGUGCUCAUUGGCCAUUCGAUAGGCAGCUAUUUCACACUUCAGAUGCUGAAGCGAGUCCCUGAGCUCCCGGUAAUUCGUGCCUUUCUGCUCUUUCCAACAAUUGAACGAAUGUCUGAGUCACCCAAUGGCAGAAUUGCCACUCCACUUUUGUGCUGGUUUCGAUAUGUUCUCUAUGUUACUGGCUACUUAUUAUUGAAACCGUGUCCUGAGACAAUCAAGUCCUUGCUAAUCAGAAGGGGCCUUCAAGUAAUGAACCUAGAGAAUGAAUUUUCACCAUUGAAUAUAUUAGAACCAUUCUGCCUUGCUAAUGCUGCCUACCUUGGGGGCCAAGAAAUGAUGGAGGUGGUGAAGAGAGAUGACGAAACCAUAAAGGAGCAUUUAUGUAAGAAAACCUGCUCUGUGCGAAUUAUUUCAAAGAAGGAAAGAAAACCUGGAGAAAGCAGGAAUGACAUAUUUUUCUUAGACCUCUGGAAGAAAGGCCGAGAAGAUAGAUCUCUCUGAGAAUCUGUGUCACUCCUCUUUGGUCACUGUCUCUAGUGCUGGCUUCCUGGUUGCCCUGCCAUGCAGCGUAAGCUGCCAGGGAGCUACAGCUGUUGAUGAAGUGCUAACAGAAAGCCUUGCAUUGCUCAGAAAAGCGGUGGGCAUUACCUUCACUGCUGCAAGAACCCACAGGCUCACCCUGUGAGCUCACCAGGAAGAAAAGUAACUCCCAGAAUGUCGGUGCCUUUCUUCAUUUGGAAGAUGCUCAACCAAGGAUAGCCAAAGAGCACUAUAGCUUAGGCUCCAGGUCUCCUUUAUGAGGAAAAGUAGGUUUUAUUAUAAAAGUGGAAGUACAGAAUCCACACCAAGAACUGACUGUUAGUGGCGGCUUGAGGAUAGGGAUGUGCUUCACUGUUUAUUUGGUUGGCGACUUAUCUUCUACCCCACCUGUCUUUCUCUACAAUCAUGUCUGGGGAAUAUGACAUGUACAUUUUUUAGAUAAUGAGUAAGUAUAUGGUAAAACAACUUUGCUUUAUAUUUUAAAAAAUGUUUAAUACUUAUACAUUUUCUGAGCCUAUGUCAAAAACAACUUAUCAGAAUAGAAUAUAUUUUCUCAAAGGCUAAUGUAAGGUCAUGUGGAUUCUUUUUCCUUGACCAGGGCACAGCUCCCACGCCACCCAGCCCACCAUUGCCCAGUCUGUGUCGAGGAGCUCCCUUUGUCCUCACCUGUAAAGAGCAGCCUUUAAGAGUGCCCACCAUGUGGAAAGCACUUGAUACACUUUGUUUUCCAGUCCUCAGCACUAGCCCACUGGUAACUAGUUUUGUCUUACUUUACAGAUGAGUAAACAGGCACAGGGAAGCUAAGUAACUGGUCCAGGCUCACAGCACCAAUAAAUGGCAGAACCAAGAUUCCAGUCCAGGUGGAUAUGGCUCAGGGACCUGUACAGUCUUAACACUGUACUCACUGCACUACGCUCUUCCUGGCUGCGUAAGGAGCUUGAGUAGUUUCACAAAUUACUUUAGAAUAAUAUAAAUACAAUUAUUUUACCACACUGUGAUAUAAAGACAUUAUAAGAAGCCCUUUCACCCUCAGCAUGACACCCCUAGAAAUGCCGUUUACCACCCUGCUCAGGCCUGCACUAUAUCACAAAACAGGCAUCCCACAAAUUGACUACCCAAAGUAGUCUGUGCCGAAGGCUCAUCAAGCUGGAUUUCUCGUUGGAAACAUUUCAAGUUGUAUUGAUGAGAUAUCGUUUGUACCAAACUUGGCUUUGUGGUGAAUUAUGAUUUAAAGAGCUUCUAAAAUUCAGUUUAUCCAUAAGGUUAACACCAACAACAAAUGUAUAUAUGCAAAAAUAUAUAGAGAUGCAAAACUUACAUUUUAUUAGCCCUUUUAUUCCUGUAAUGCCUGUAGUCCUACUGUCCUAUUGAAUAGACAGAUAAUUCAGAUAGAGAUUUUUAUGUGUGGCUUUUAAAAUUGUUAUUAUUUUAAGAUGUUGCUAUGUCAUUGAAAGUGAGUUUUGUUAUUAGCUAAAUCAUAAGAUGCUUCUAAUAUUUCUUUGUUCUUACUAUAAAUCCUCUAUUAGUAAUGCAUAAAAGCAUGCAACUCCAAAUGUAUACUAAAACAAAGCUUUGUUCAUGUUCACUCCCUCAGGGCAGAAUUUGGGUUUUCCUGCUUUGGGGUCCCGUAGGGCUUUGUCCAUACCUCUGUCUGCCUGUUGUAUUUAAGAGCCAGUUUAUACAGGCCUGUUCUCUCGCCUAGUCUGUGAGCUGUUCCAGGGCAGAGACCAUCUUACACACUUCUGAAUGUCAGCCACUUAGCCCAGUACCAGAUAUGGGAUGGAAUCAGAGUCAUUUUUGGUGGAACUCAUUUUAAUCUAUCAGCUUCAGCAAUUCACUGUCCAACAGUGCCGUUUGUAGACCCCCCAAAAAGUGGGGAAAAAAAAAAACACACAGAAGAAAAGACAGAUGUGGGGACAAGCUGCAGCAACCUGCAGGGAUAUUUUAGGAGGGCCCUGUCUCCUUAGGUGCACAUUAAACAGUUAAAGGGAAGUUCAUCUAUAAGCCCAGAGACCAUAGUAACCAUAAAUCCACUUUCCUGCGGAAAACACAGGAGGAAAAGCCAAAGCAUGGUUCUGGAGAAUCAAAAUCUAGACUGAAAAAAAGUUAAAUUUUGUGCUUAAUAGAAAACAAUGGGUUACUUAACAUGACAAUUUGGAAACAGAAAAAUUUCUAUCUCAAUAAUGUAUACUUUUUAUCAACUCUCAUGAGUUCCAAAAGAAGUGCUAAGGAUAAAUAAACUACAGGAAAUAAUUUAUUUUCUUCUAAACCUUUGAAUGUAAACAUCCUGCUGAUUGCCUGCGAUUCCUUGUUAACAGUUCCAGUACUUUCAUGGCAGUUAUCACCCCCAUGACACACAGUGCCUCAGAAGAGCUACAUAGACUGUGAGAAGGCUUUCAGUAAAGGUAGUUGGGAAGGCUGGGUGCUGUGGCUCAUGCCUGUAAUUUCAGUACUUUGUGAGGGUGAGGUGGGUGGAUCACUUGAGCCCAGGAGUUGGAGACCAGCCUGGGAAACAUAGGGAGACUUCGUCUCUACAAAAAAAAAAUUAAAAAUUAGCUGAGCAUGGUGGCAUGCGCUUGUGGUUCCAGCUACCCUGGAAGCUGAUGUGCGAAGGUCACUUGAGCUCGGGAGGUCAAGGCUCCAGUAAGCUGAGAUCACACCACUGCACUCUAGACUGGGCCCAGAGUAAGACUGUCUCAGAAUAAAAAAGUAAAUAAAAAUAAAGGUGGCUGUGUUAGCUCCUGUUGACAACUCUCACACUCUAUUAGUUUUCAUAUCCAGUUUAAGACCUGCCAGUUGUCAGGUUUUAUGUUUUGAUAACGGGUCUAUUUACUGGAAUUGUAAGUAGUAGCAAAAGGUACAAGUUAGGAAUGUUGUCUGUGGAUUUGUAGCCCAGCUCUUCAAUGCAAAAUUGCUUGAAAUAAGCAAGUUAAUCUUGAUAAGCCUCAAUUUCCUUUUCUGUAAAAUAUAGAUACAAUACUUUCCUUAGAGUAUUGUUGUGAGGAUACAAUGAGAUAAUACAUAGAAAGUGCUUACUUAGCACAGAGCCUGGCCAUUGCUCUCGGCCCAUUGGUUCAUCAUGGUGCAUUGCAAUUCAUUUUUGCAUACCAAUAAAUAAAGAGUAUGCACUGUUAACCAC